Molecule: messenger RNA, 1370 nt
Organism: Alternaria alternata
Lineage: Eukaryota; Fungi; Ascomycota; Dothideomycetes; Pleosporales; Pleosporaceae
Exons: 2
Coding region: 426-1202 (258 amino acids)
Source: RefSeq, a predicted model, not a curated record
UCAUGAUGCCACAGAGUUGCGCAAGCUGCAAUCUGCCAACUGUAGCACUAUGGCUUGAACUACGGUCGUCGGACUAUUUCGACCCACCUCCCCGGACGUCAGAUUAGGAGUCCGUGCCACAGCCUCCGUUUCAGAUGCAUGGUCCGCAACGCGUCGUGGCUACAAGAUCAGCACUAUGUCGGCACGACCGAAAGCUUUUCCGCACAUCUUCUACACUCGACGGCGCUUUUGGCAUGCCUCUCUCCUGAACUAAUUAAUCCGUCCCUCCAGCUCGUACCACAUCUGCAUAAUCUGGCAUAAUUCCCACACGACACGGCCACGAUCCUACACAACCUGGGAAUCCUACACAAUCAUCGGCACACCUAGAACGGCUUCAGGGCGAUCGGCAUCCGAGCUACGGCCGCCGAACAAUAAUAUCAGGAAUUAUGUUCAGUUCGCUAGGGACCAAGAUAGCCCUCCGGAAGGCCGGAUUAGGCAAUGUCAAGCUCCCAAAGACCGACGACUUGUUUGGUAGUGGGAACACCAAGAAGGGGAGCACCAACGGCGCCGAUGGAGGAGACACAGGCUUCGCCAACCCCUUCGCAAACGUACAAUGGGGUGUACCAAAAGCCCUACAAUCUUGGACAACGCCUCCACCGCCCCAGACCCCAGUGCGCAAGCCACCGAACAUUGGAGAUCGAGCACAAACACACACGAAGCUGCAAUUUCCAACGGCCGACGGACGGCCGACUAUACUGCUGUUCCUAAGGUUCUGCGGGUGUCCUUUCUCCGAGAAACUCUUCCUCUCGCUCCGAACCCUCGCGAACCGCCAUACUUCGAUCCACUUCGUCGCAAUCUCCCACUGCACACCCGCUGCAACCACAGAGUGGCUCAAGAAACUCGGUGGAGCCUGGAACGUAGAUGUAGUAGUGGAUCAAGACCGGGAACUAUACGCGCUAUGGGGUCUAGGCAUAGCUACUUGGGGCCAUGUGCUGCAUCCUAGAAACGGGUACAAUCAGGUCAUGCUCCGGAAGAAUGAGGGUGUCUGGGGACAACAGGUCGGAGAAGGAGCAUGUCGAUGGCAGAUUGGCGGGGCAUAUGCAGUCGAUGGGAGGGGCGUUGUUACAUGGGGCUCACCGAUGCAGUCAGUAGACGAGGCGAUACCAUUCGAACACGGCGUAAUGUCACUUGGAUAUGGAGAGACGCAUAGACUGGGACUGUGAAAUUCCACAAUGGAUAUUCAGGCGUUCGAAAUUUCACAAGAGGGAAUGUGGGGGUGAGAGAUAAACAUUCGUCAAGAUGCGAAGGGUUCGCGUCUUUCUUGUAUAGUACGUUCAGCGUUCAAUCUUUCUGUUUCAGAGGAGCUUGCAGUCCGCAAGCUAACAGUGACA